UUCACCACGCUACACCACCAAACCACAUUACUCUCCUAAACACCACACUUCACAUCCCACCGCCACAAUCACCACUUCCGCCUCCUUCCAACCUUCACAACCGCCAAAAUGGGUUUCACCGAUCUCGUUAGCGAUGCCGGCCUGACCGUGCUCAACAGCUUCCUGGUCACUCGAUCCUACAUCACCGGCUACAACGCCACCCAGGCCGACGUCGCCGUCUUCAAGGCCCUCUCUUCCGCCCCUGACGCCGCCAAGUACCCUCACGCCGCCCGGUGGUACAAGCACAUCGCCUCUUACGAGGACGAGUUCGCCACUCUCUCCGGCGAUGCCUCCAAGCCCUACACCACCUACGGCCCCGAGGUCGCCGAGGUUACCCUGAACCCUGCCAAGGCACCCGCUGCCGAGGACGACGAUGAUGUCGACCUGUUCGGCUCCGACGACGAGGAGGAGGAUGCCGAGGCCGCCCGUAUUCGCGAGGAGCGCCUGGCUGAGUACAAGAAGAAGAAGGAGGGCAAGACCAAGCCUGCCGCCAAGUCCGUUGUGACCUUGGACGUCAAGCCAUGGGAUGACGAGACCGACAUGAAGGCGCUUGAGGACUCCGUGCGCAGCAUCGAGCAGGACGGUCUGCUCUGGGGUGCCUCCAAGCUGGUCCCUGUCGGCUACGGUGUCAAGAAGCUCCAGAUCACCCUGGUCGUCGAGGACGAGAAGGUCUCCCUCGAUGAGCUCCAGGAGACAAUCCAGGAGUUCGAGGACUAUGUCCAGUCCUCCGACGUCCUUGCCAUGCAGAAGCUGUGAGCCGCUGGCUGUCGAACGGUGGCUCGGCGGACACGUCUCUCUCUCUCUUUCUCUUUCUCUCUAGUCAUAUCGCAAAUGUGGAUGAUACUUCUGGCGAUUGUGGGAAGAAAUCAUUCCUUGAUGAUGUCCAUGAGGAUAUCGUCUGUCCGGUCUACACUCUGCAUGGGAUAACCGAGGCCGCGCCUGGUAACAAAAAGAAUCAUGGGUGCGACGAGAUAGACAAGAAUAUCAUGGGAAAAAUUAUCUUCAUCCCCAAAAGAUCUUUCCCCCUGGCCCUUAUGCCGAUC
This is a messenger RNA of Cryphonectria parasitica EP155, 1082 nucleotides long. RefSeq lists its product as uncharacterized. Gene Ontology annotation, cellular component: eukaryotic translation elongation factor 1 complex; cytosol. Bases 109 to 795 code for a protein of 228 amino acids. Gene Ontology annotation, molecular function: guanyl-nucleotide exchange factor activity; translation elongation factor activity. NCBI's taxonomy places the organism in Eukaryota, Fungi, Ascomycota, Sordariomycetes, Diaporthales, Cryphonectriaceae. The record is from RefSeq and is a predicted model, not a curated record. Gene Ontology annotation, biological process: translational elongation. The transcript has 3 exons.